Anopheles moucheti is the source of this 6953-nucleotide messenger RNA. RefSeq names its product neogenin (gene fra). Gene Ontology annotation, molecular function: protein binding. Lineage: Eukaryota; Metazoa; Arthropoda; Insecta; Diptera; Culicidae. Bases 1 to 4455 code for a protein of 1484 amino acids. Gene Ontology annotation, cellular component: membrane. The record is from RefSeq and is a predicted model, not a curated record. The transcript has 10 exons. Gene Ontology annotation, biological process: cell-cell adhesion.
AUGGUCCGCGCUGUCGGUGGGGUGUCCGCAAAGGUGGUGUGGUUGCUCGAGUUUAUGGUGGAACCCUCGGACGUGACGGUACCGGAAGGUAAUUCGGUUAUGUUGCAGUGUGCCGGCAAUGCGGAUCGGAAGGUGCUGCAGGAUGGCAAAACGGUUCCCAACAUUCGGUGGCGUGGCCCCGACGGACAGGAUAUCGGCAUCGUCGGCGAUACGUUCCGGUCGCAGCUGACCAAUGGCUCGCUGUACAUUAGCUCCGUGGAGAGCAAUCGUGGGCUGACCGGGUUUUACCACUGUCUGCUGAACGUGGACGGUAUCGGUACGAUCGUUAGCCGAUCGGCACGUGUCUCGAUAGCAGAUCUACCGGACAUAAACCAGGAAUCGCACGAAAUCUAUCUGUACACCGGCCAAACGGCAUACUUCAAGUGCAUGUCCACGCUGCUACCGUACAGCGUUGAAUCGCGCUACCACACCGAAUGGCUCAAGGAUGAUGUGCCGCUGCGGAUGGAUUUGACGCGAAUGCUGCUGCUUCCCUCCGGUGCGCUGGAAAUUGACGAAGUUAUCCCGGCGGACCGGGGCACCUACCAGUGCAACGUGACCGCGGGCACCUUCUCGCGGUUGAGCAGCAAAUCGAACCUCAACAUCAAGUCCACGGCCGGCCAGCCACAAAGUUUCGCCCCGCCCGCCUUCGUGAUCGUGCCGCAACCGCAGACGGUACGCGAGGGCGACACCGUCAUACUGGACUGUGCGGCUAAUGGCAAUCCGAAGCCAACGAUACGGUGGCUGCGCAACGGGGAAGACAUCGACAUGAACGAUCUGGACUCACGGUUCCGCAUCAUGGGCACGGGAUCGCUGCAGAUCAAUUCGAUACAGGACACGGACGCGGGCGACUAUCAGUGCCGGGCAAGCAACACGGAAGAUUCGCUCGAUGCGUCCGCAACGGUGCAGGUGCAGGUGCCACCGAAGUUUAUCCUCAGCCCGGAUGAUAAGGUCGCGUACGAGAAGGAGGAGCUGGAGCUGUCCUGUUCCAUCCAUGGCAAACCGACACCCGUAAUACAAUGGUUGAAAAACGGAGACCUGAUAACGCCUAGCGAGUACAUGCAGAUUGUUGGAGGACACAAUUUGAAAAUCUUCGGUCUGAUCGGUUCAGACGCGGGAAUGUUUCAGUGCAUCGGAACGAAUCCGGCAGGAAGCGUGCAGGCGGCAGCCCGGCUGGAAAUAAUCGAACCAGGUCUGCCGAAACGACACAAGGGCAAAAAAUUUCAGCAGACGCAAUCGAAAACGAAAUCGUACGAAAAAUCACCACUGCUGCUGCAGUCCGAUCCGAAACUAUCGAAAUCGGUGCUGGAUAGUUUGGUGUCGCGGACGAAGGAACGCCCAAACCUGGACCGGCAUCAGUUUCAGUACAACGAAUACACUGACGAUGACUAUGCCGAUCACGACCGCAUGCUUGACAGUGACCAUGAUGAGGACGAUGACGACGAUGACGAGGAGGAGGACGGGAAAAUCUAUUCGCUCCGACCGAACGAGGACCCGAACAAACUCUACCAAUCGUUGACCGGUUCGAAGUCCCGGGAGGAUGGUGAGGUUGGCCAUUUCUCUAAUCAGAAGUCUCCCAUUAAUGCUGUCACGCGGAAAUACUCGAAAUCGUACGUAGAUGGCGGUGGAAUAUUUGCUGCACCAUUGCCGGGACCGCCGCGCGCCCUCCAGGCCCAGAUAGUGCAGUCACGCUUCAUUACGCUCAACUGGCUGGAACCGGCAAAGAAUCCCGAUGAGGUAAUCUCCUACUCGGUCUAUUACCGCAUGCACACCAGCGAUAGAGAGCGCAAGAUGACGACCAAUUCGCGCGAUGAGCAGGAAAUCAAUAUUCAAUCAUUGCAACCGGGUAAAAAUUAUCACUUCCGCGUGGUCGGCAACAGCAAUCACGGUGCGGGCGAGUCAUCGGAGGCACUGGAGGUGCGCACAUUGUCCGAGGAGAAUAUAGCCGGUGCGCCGCAGAAUCUGCGUGGAUUCGCCAUCACCGAGAAAGAUAUUCACCUGCAGUGGGAUCCACCGGCGGUGACAAACGGACUGAUUACGAAAUAUCGCGUGUACUACGCUGAAACCGACAACGGGGCGGAGAUGUACUCCGACACCACCACCACGGAGGUUAUCAUCAACGAAUUGCGCCCGUACACCAAGUACACCAUGUACGUGGUUCCCUUCAAUCAGGCGGGAAUGGGCGAUCCAUCGCACGAGAUAGACGUGAAAACGUAUUCGUCGACUCCAUCGGAACCGCCGGCAAAUGUGACGCUGGAGCAGACGAGCUCCACCGUGGCGAUCCGAUGGGAACCGCCAGCGCUGGAGGACCGCAAUGGGCAGAUAACGGGGUACAAAAUCAAGUACCGCAAGAACAAAAAACCACUGCAGGUGGAGACGACUCCGGCCAACGUGCGAUACUACAUAUUGAAGGAUCUGGACAAGAUGUCCGCCUAUCAGGUGAAGAUCGCUGCCAUGACGGUAAACGGCACUGGACCGUUCACGGAAUGGCAUCACACGGAAACGUACGCGAACGAUCUGGACGAAUCGCAAGUUCCCGGUCAACCGGCGUGGAUAAAGACCCGACCUGGAGCGGACAACAUAACGGUCUUCUGGGGACCUCCGGGACACCAAGAGAUUAAAGUGCGCAGUUACAUCCUUGGCUGGGGCAAAGGUAUCCCCGAUGAAGAAACGGCGGAAAUAGAGGAGAGAAUGCGACAGUUCGAAAUUAGCAAUCUGGAACCAAACAGCGAAUAUGUCAUUUCUUUGCGGGCCCGUAAUGCAAUGGGAGACGGUGCUCCGAAGUACGACACGGUACGUACCCGGGAAGAUGCCCCAAUCGAAGCUCCAACACCGUUAGAAGUGCCGGUCGGAUUACGCGCCAUCCCGAUGUCCGGAACAUCGAUCGUAGUAUAUUGGACAGACACGACACUUAGUAAAAGCCAGCACGUAUCUGACAAUCGGUACUACGUCGUACGGUACAGCCCGAAUGGGUCUAACCGCUACCGCUAUCACAACGCGACCCUUCUGAGCAGCAUGAUUGGUGAUUUACGACCGAACACGCAGUACGAGUUUGCCGUGAAGGUAGUGAAAGGGCACCGCCAAUCGGCCUGGUCAAUGUCGGUGCUGAACACCACACAGCAAGCUUCACCCGUGUCACCGCCGCGAGAUUUGGAGGUGACUUUCGAUCCGCGCAAUCCUCUCACCGCCAUACUGAGCUGGCUUUCACCGCGCCAUGUGAGCGGGCCAAUCGCGGGCUAUCAGGUGCUGUACACAACCGACAACGAAAAGCGCGAUCGGGAUUGGAACAUUGAAUCGACGACCGGCGAGCAUACGUCUGCGGAGAUCGUAAGCCUGGAACCGCACACAACAUACUAUUUCAAAGUGCAGACGCGCCACUCGAAAGGGUUGGGUCCGUUCUCGGCGAUGGUUUCGCUGAAAACUGGCGCUGAGGUCGAUUCGAGUGGGAACCUAACGCUGGAGAAAUCUAUCUCAUCCGAGCUGAUAUACAUCACGGCGGGAUUUGCGGCUAUGGCCGGACUGACGGCGAUUGGCAUUUUGGUGCUGAGGUGCCGUAGGAAAGGGCCCGAAGACACGCCGGAGCAUGCGAAGAAAAGCUAUCAGAAGAAUAAUGCGGGAAUCAUUAAACCACCCGACCUAUGGAUCCAUCACGAUCAGAUGGAGCUGAAGAAUAUGGACAAAGGCAAUCACAGUACGACGCCCGGUUCGGUUGAUGGAGGAGCGUCCAGCAGUGGUACGAUGACGCUGCCCCGAUCCGUCGGUGGGCACGAUUACGAUAGCGAAACUCCAAUCACUCACGUUACCAACUCACUCGAUAAGCGAAAUUAUGUGCCAGGGUAUAACGGAAACACAACGUCCCUUAGCUCGACGAUGGAACGACCACAGUACCCACGGACGCAGUAUAGCAUGGCCGCCAGACCGCAUAUAGCGAUGGAUCAGCAGACGCUUUCACAGCAGAAUCUUCUUCAGCAGCCGCCACAAUUGCCGCCGGCAAAUCCUCUCGCACAAACACCCGAAAACCCGUACACUUACGACAGUAGUUAUAGCCCAAAUGUUACCUACGCGCAAGGUAUAGCGAUAGAGGCUCCGAAACGGGGACAAGGACAUCCAUUGAAAAGUUUCAGCGUACCUGCACCACCCGCAUCCACACCCAUCAUCAGUGGCCAGGGUAAACAUGGCACUCCAACGCCCGCAGUCACGAUACGCCCGCAGAAUUCCUCGCCCUACAAAAAACCAUCUCUCUCAUCCGGUUCGCUGACCAAUCGACUGCAGACCGGGCCGGUAGUUGCACACUCGAAUGAUGAGAUCCAACGAUUGGCACCGUCCACUUCCACCGAGGAGCUCAACCAGGAGAUGGCCAAUCUCGAGGGCCUGAUGAAAGAUCUGAGUGCAAUCACAGCGAACGAGUUCGAGUGCUAGAUCGCUUCGACCUGAAGACGGUGCAAAAUGCGUGAUGAAAAUUGUUUAGUCAUUAUUAAUUUUAAUUUCGUAUGAGUGAGGUUGAGUGUGAGCGUUACGAGUGAAUGAGCGGUAUGCAAGUGUCGCGUUGUGUGAACGGUACGUGAUCAUGCUGGAUCGACUGAACGUUGUGUCGGAUAGGGUUAGGCAUUAUUAUUAUUGGUAUUUGCAAUUACUUUAAAGCAAACGCUAUAUUACGGAUAAUGGUAGUCGGUGCGACACCGGUUAAACGGCGCAGCGUGUCGUUAUGCUAAUGCAUCGUAUAACUCACAUUAAUUUAUUAAAUUACUCUUUAAGGACUAACCCCCGUAUAGUACAUAGUCACCCACUAAAGGCGCAAACUCUCCAGCUGGGAGUGCAUUAGGGAAAACAAUAUAUUUCGCAUAACGCAGUCGGGAGACGCAUAACGAAUGUGUAACGUAAUCGUACUGACGCAUGAUAAUUUUACAUAAGUUCGAUCGGUAGGUUAGGAGCAUUGUUCGAAUUGUCCUUGGGCACGUGGUCACUUCGUUUCUGUCCACCCGUGAACCCUGUGCGGAUGCGGCUCUCUUGUAGUUUAGUGAUAAACAUCCUUCAGAUUGUACAUAUGACGAAACCCGAGAGGCAAAAGUGAUUUUGUAAACAGUUUAAGUUUAUAAUCGUUUCGUCCUUCGUACGAGUAGUUACAUGCGGACAGUAAUGUAUACAAAAAAAAAGAUUAAUUCCAUUCUUCUUUAAGUACAAGCAAACGGAUUGGAUUAUGUUGGUUGUCUUAAAACUCGUUCGUACACCAAAACCGCCCAUACGCCCAGUGAUUUUAUUGCAAAUUAAAACUAGAACAGAAGAAUCAGCUUGUACCUCAGUUCGAUUGAUACACCGAUGGUCGGGUAAUUGUUAAAAUAGGAUUACAAACAAACCAACCCAAAACACCUUACAAAUGGAAGACAACAGGGAUCAAUUUUACAUGCCACUCCACUCGUACUCGGUACUGCCAUACAAUGGUCGGGAUGCCAAACGGUGUUCCGAUUGUUUAGCGUAAUUCGUUCAAUUCGGAACGGUUCCUAACGGCCAUUCAGCUAUAGGUUUACAUGUUUUUUUUGUUCCUGUGCUUUUACCAUGCGUGUCAGUUUAUCGAUUUGCGUUACUUUUCUACGUACCAUCUUAUCCUCUCUUUAAAAAACACCGCUCUGCUUUAUGUAUAAUACGUAUCUUGUAAUAGGACACAGUUGGAAGGAGCGCACACUGUACACUAGGGCACCUAAACGCCCAUUAGUCACCGUCUAUGUAAACCCGUAUGUAACACGUGAGUGUAUAUCGGUGUGUUGUAAAACCUUUUGAACGUUUUUACACAGGUUCCGCCAGGUGGUGGAUGAGCUGAACGAUGAAACGAGUAGUUUAGUUUAUUUUUAUACACUUACAAGAAUCAAAAACAUACAAAUCGAAUUGUGUUAGGUUCCAACCGAUAUUGUCGUACCCCGCCUGUCGUACACCACAAUCACACCAAUAAUAGCUAGAGAAUGAAGGAAGUAUAAUAGCGAUCGGGAUGAAAACUGUAGUGUGCGGAAGAGUGUAAUAUUAAACCUCACAUACCACUGAAUUGAAUAUCCUAUGCACAAAUGCAGCGAAUUUACACGGCCGCCCAUUAGCGCACGUUUUCCCAAUAGGACUUUUAGAGCCCUAAUCAUCAUGACACACUAUGCUUCAUCCAGUAUUUGUUCGAAUCGAUCUGUCUUAGUAUGCUUUGUCUAGAUACAUAUUUAUCCCAUAUAACAGUACAGAAGCAGCACGUGGUUCCAUCUCAUAUUUCAUCUUCAUCGAAGACUUACGGUUUCUGCAGUGUUCAUAGACAUUCAUUUUAGACCAUCCGUACAUCUAAGCAAGCACUGAUUUCCGGGGUUGUAAAGUGUGUGUAAAGCGAAUCGAAUGCUUUUGAUGCUAGUCGACUUACAUACGACAUCGUCGGCGGUAGCUCACUAGUGUGGAUGGCCCGACACUUAUUUCACAAUUUUCUAGUAAACCAGCUAAGCUAAAAUGUCCCGAAGAAGGGUUUUUUUUUUAAUUUACCCCAAAGAUUCACACAUUGUACAGAGAGGAUGCACAUGGGAGAAAAACAACAACACAGCUGAGAAAAUAAAACUACUUUGAGAUUAUGUUUUAUGUUUAGAUGUAAGCAACAAUAUUUCUACCGUACCCCCGAACCAUUCUCGAACUAAACAACUCAGCGCAAACGAAACGAUAACAAAAUAUCAAAUGCACACAAGCAACAAAUCCGGAAAACUCAAGGAUGAAACGACGAGACGAGCGGCAGAAAAGCACACAAAGCACGUGUAAUGGCGUGUGCGUAAGCCUAAAACACUGGUAGCAUUUUUUCUAGUAAUACUGUAUUUAUACAAGUGAGUCAAAACCCACAAAAACGAACAAGAACUAGAUAUGAGAUAGAAGGGAAACAAAAAUCUAAACCGAUUUGACAGUGAAAUGAA